Molossus molossus (Pallas's mastiff bat) is the source of this 2451-nucleotide messenger RNA. It is a transcript of the gene ZNHIT1, whose product is annotated as zinc finger HIT-type containing 1. Gene Ontology annotation, cellular component: Swr1 complex. Gene Ontology annotation, molecular function: nucleosome binding. The record is from RefSeq and is a predicted model, not a curated record. NCBI's taxonomy places the organism in Eukaryota, Metazoa, Chordata, Mammalia, Chiroptera, Molossidae. Gene Ontology annotation, biological process: chromatin remodeling. The coding region runs from base 32 to 496 and encodes 154 amino acids. The transcript has 5 exons.
AAUAGCCUCUUUCGUCAGCUGUGUUGUGGAAAUGGUGGAGAAGAAAACUUCGGUUCGCUCCCAGGACCCUGGACAGCGGCGGGUGCUGGACAGGGCUGCCCGGCAGCGCCGCAUCAACAGGCAGCUUGAGGCCUUGGAGAAUGACAACUUCCAGGAUGACCCCCAUGCAGGACUCCCCCAGCUUGGCAAAAGGCUGCCUCAAUUUGAUGAUGAUGCAGACACUGGAAAGAAAAAGAAGAAAACUCGAGGUGAUCAUUUUAAACUUCGCUUUCGAAAAAACUUUCAGGCCUUGCUGGAGGAGCAGAACCUGAGUGUGGCUGAGGGCCCCAACUACCUGACGGCUUGUGCAGGACCCCCAUCCCGGCCCCAGCGCCCCUUCUGUGCUGUAUGCGGCUUCCCCUCCCCAUACACCUGUGUCAGCUGUGGUGCCCGGUACUGCACUGUACGCUGUCUAGGCACCCACCAGGAGACCAGGUGCCUGAAGUGGACUGUAUGAGCCUGGGAACACCUGAAGAGGAAGGCCCUCUGUGCCUCACCCUGGCCUCGGAGAAGAUAUCACCAAAAGGAAAGAUGCUCCCCUGGACCAAGGGAGAAACUGUUCACUCACCCAACAAACCUCAUGUCUUAUCCUCCAGGGAAGACCAGCCUUACUCCCAGGAUGUGGCAGGGAAGUGGGCCAGCCUUCAGGGUACUGUUGUAAUGAGAUGUCUCAAUGUGAGGAGGCACCUGCCUUUUGGUCACAUGGUGUUUUGGAGAUGAGGGUGAUGGGUCACCUGUUUCUCCUACUCAGUACUCUGUGUCUUUUUCUCCUACCUGUCAGUCAUCACUCCCACUCUCUGCCCCUACAGACCUCUGACCAUGAAAGAUUUUGUCUUGUUCUCCUACCACUCCCAUGUCUGCAUUUCUUGGCUGCUUCUUUAUGUCACUUUUUUGGUUAUUGACUAAGUUCAUUUGUUUUUGCUUUCUGUUUCUCUAGUUCUGAGUGUCUUUUGAAUACACCAAGGCCCCAGGAAUGGCAGUCUGAGGGAACAGUUAUACUGAGGAAGCUCUUGUUAUCGGGGCUGUGGUAUGUGAAAUUAUUAGCAAAGAAAAUCCAGAAGUUUCUGGGAAGCAUGGAGAAACUCAUGGCUCCUAUUCUUGGUGUGGCCCUGGAUGCUGUAACUCUUGUGUGGAACUGCAGCUUCUUAUGCUCACACCUCUUCUAAGUGGCUUCUUCUUAUAAGCACCUAAGCUCCUUGGAGUUGCUGUCCUAGUUGCCCCAUAUCCAGUUGAAACAUAGCCAACCAGCUGCUUAGGAAGUAUUUGUUGAACAUAAGACAUCAUUAAGAUACUAAUGAUAUCCAGCAAAAUCUGGGCAAUUUUCAGUACCGUUUUAGGCUCUUCUUCCCAUUUUGGGGGACUUACUUGGGGCUGGCCCAAAUGUUUCUGGUGUCUUCCUGAGGAACUGCUUGCCCUUUCUCUGGAGACUUGCAGUUGGGCAAGUGGUGUUGGUGACAGGGUUGUGUUGAAUGGUGGUGAGAACAGGGUUUACAGACAGUCCUAAUAGUAGUCAUUUUAAAAGAUGCCUGCAAAAUUUUGACUAUUCUUCUGUUGAAGGUGGGGUCUUUGUCCCCUUCCUCUGGGAUCUGUGUAGGCUUAUGACUGAUUCAACCAGUAGAGAGUGGCAGAAGUGAAACCACAUGGGAUUCAAGGCUAGGAGGUAGAAGGCAGUGCAGCUUCUGCCUUGUCCCUAGGAUACUUGCUUUUUUUCUUUUUUUUUUACUUUAAAAAAAAUUAAAUUUAUCAGGGUGAUAUUGCUUAAUAGGAUCAUGUAGGUUAAGGCACUUAUUUUGGAACCUUCAGCCACCAUGUAAGGCUUCUAACUGUCCUGGAGCUGCCGUGCUCUGGGGAAGCCCAAGCUACAUGGAGAGCCAUGAGCAGGUACUCCUGGUUACAGGUCCAGCCCAGGCUUCCAUCACAGGAGUGAAGAUGCUUCCUGAUGGUUUCAGCCCUAAGGUACCAAGUCAGCCUCAGCCUUUUGAGUCUUCCUAGCUGUGUCCUCAACAUCAUGGAACAGACAAGCCAUCUCUGCUCUGCCAUGUCUAAACUCCUGCCCUCCAGAAUCCAUGUGUAUAAUAAAAGGUUUACACAAAGAAAUUGUCUUUUCUUCUAGUUUCUUUCUUGAGUGUACUUCUUGGUGGAGAGGAAAAAAUAAAAGUUAGAACCCAGGAAAGUUUCCUUUCCUGAGAGAGACAAUAAACCUAGGCCAGCAAACUGGGUUCCUGAAGUCCCUGUUGCUAUUGCAUAACAAACCAUCCCACGACUCAAUGCGUAAACCUUCUAUUAUUUCCACAGAUUCUGUAGGUCAGGAGGACACAACUAGGAAGACCUAAAGCAGUUUGUUGUGGAGGUUUUUACAGCCAGUUCCCUUAAAACUGGAGGAUUCUUUGGAGUAGCCCUAGCAUCUUGCCC